Phalacrocorax carbo (great cormorant) is the source of this 2035-nucleotide messenger RNA. The record is from RefSeq and is a predicted model, not a curated record. NCBI's taxonomy places the organism in Eukaryota, Metazoa, Chordata, Aves, Suliformes, Phalacrocoracidae.
CCCCACGCCCCGUAACCCAACCCGUGGGCUGGCGGGUGCAACCGCGGGGCCCACGCAGGGACAGGACGUGCCUGGGGGUGCUGCGGGGAUGGCCACCCCCGGAGCACUGUGCUGGGCACCCCGGGGUGCACCGCCCGCUCUGGGCUCCUGGGGUGGUCCCGCACCCAUCCAGGGCUGGGUUUGGAGCCGGUGCUGGGGAAGGGCUGAGCUUUCCCAGCUUGUGUUGGUGGUGGCUGCUCCCAAACUGGGCAUGGGGCUGGGGUGGCAGCUGCGGGGUGACUGGGGUGGGUGCCCUGGGGUGCCCCAAGUGGCAGCUGCCAGCCCAGGAGGGUCCUUAGCAUAACACGUAAUUAAUCACCAGGAGGCAGAGAUGGGCCCUGGGGGCAGCUGGGGCUCUGUACUGGGCUCCCCAGCUGCUCCCAGUAACACCUGAGUGCUCUGUAGCACAGGCAGAGGCACCUUGGGGUGAUUAGGGAUGGAAAGGUGCCUCCACCCUAUAAAAGUGCCCCCUCCCACCCCCUAUGGCUGUUUUGGGGCUGCUGGGGGUGGGCUUUUUCCCUGGGCAGGGUGGGUGCGCUGGCUGCUGUGCCCUUGGGGGUCCCCAGGGUGGGGCAGCACCCCCAGCUCCAGCAGCUCUUUUGGAGCGAGCGAUGCCCAGCAGCCCCAGGGCUGGGGCUCUGCGCUUGGGGUGUCGCUGUCUGUCUGUCCCAGCCAUGGCGGAUUUGGGGAUGGUCACCCCACGUGCGAAGAGACGCCGCAAGGAGAGCAGCAGGGACCGGGGGCUCUCGGCCACCAAGGCUGGGGCUCGCCGGAGGGCCAGGAGCGGGCAGAGUGAAGGGGACCAGGGGGAGCAUCACCCACUGCGGGGCUGGGACCCCUUGGAGUGUGUCCCGUGUCCCCCCAUGGCACCUGUGACCCCUGGGAAGGGACGGCUGGCGAAGCUGCGUCUCGAAGGGGAGCGUCGCAGGCUGGCGUCAGCUUCACCCAGGGAAAGGAAGCCGGUGAACCCCCUGUUGCAGCCCUGCUAUAAGGGUGCCUAUUUCUCGGGGCUCCCUGCAGAUGAGUGCCAGGACCCUGCUGUGCCCACCCUGCUGGUCCCCGCAGCCCCGGUGCCUGGCAGGGAUGGUCCCCGGAAGACCCGCAGCACGCCGGAGCGCACCCUCGUCCUGGAGCUGGAGGGGACCCUGGUCUGCUCCUCCGUGCUCAGCAGCUGGUGGCAGGGUGCUGCGGCCACCUUCACCACGGUUUUCCAGGGGGACUCCUACGAGGUCCACGUGAAGCUGCGUCCCCACGUGCAGCAGUUCCUGGAGAGCCUUUCCAAGACCUACGAGAUCUUCAUCUUCACAACUGCGAAGCAGGACUAUGCUGAGAAGGUCCUGGAUGUGCUGGACCCCAGGAAGAAGCUGAUCAGGCACUGCCUCACCCAGCGGGAUUGUCUCUGUGCCCGGGGCUCCUACUGGAAGGACCUGACCUGCCUGGGCAGGGACCUGGCCAAGACGGUGGCCCUGGACCACACCAUCCAGGGCGUCCCCGCUCAGGCCGCCAACUGGAUCCCAGUGCCGAGGUGGUGGGGCGACCCGCGGGAUGAGGAACUGCUGCACCUCACCCCACUGCUGGGACAGCUCGCCCAGUUGGAUGAUGUGCGCACCGAGAUCCAGCGGCGGUUCCCGCACGGUAGGCUGCCUGCCGGGGACUAGGCCAGCCCAGGCGGAGAGGACCGGGAUGGAGAAAACACCUCGGAGGGGCUGGUGGGUCUGGCACCGCUGCGGGGGAAGCCGUGCUCCAGCGCGUCCAGGCUCUAACUCAUCCACCGCGCUGGGCUGGAGGGUGUUUGGGCAAAGCCGUCGCCCCCAGGCCCCAGGCGGAGUGCGAGGCACGGAUCCCAGCCCGUCCCCGGGGCUGGGGGUCCCCCCGGGGAGAACCCCUUGCUCUCAGCUCCCACUUGAGGAAAAGCUCCAUCCCGGCUCCCUGUAAGCUCUGUAAGGUCCAGCCGAGGGCUGGUUUGCCAUGGGUGAUUAUACGCUUGGACAAAGGU